Molecule: messenger RNA, 1374 nt
Organism: Oppiella nova
Lineage: Eukaryota; Metazoa; Arthropoda; Arachnida; Sarcoptiformes; Oppiidae
Source: the annotation of a GenBank genome assembly
AUGGCAAAGAAUUACUACAAUAUAUUAGGAGUGCAGAGGAACUGCAGUGAACUCGACAUCAAGAGUGCGUUCAGACGACUGGCCCUUCGCUACCAUCCGGACAAAAACGGGUCGACCAGUGCUGAAGACACCUUCAAAGAGGUUCUCGAGGCCUAUCGGGUGCUCAACGAUCCCCACAAACGAGGUAUUUAUGACCACAACUCCAAUCGCACGCAAACUCACCGCACAUUUCAGUCGCGACAACAGUCUUCGGGAUAUGAGACCAGUCGUCGACACCAUCGCCGACGACAGCCAUCGCCAUCAAAGUCCGGUCACCGAAAGACCAGUUCCGGUGAUAGUCAUCGCAAUAAAAGUGUUGAGCACUCGCUGUACGUAUCGCUCAAAGAGGUUCUCCACGGAUGUAGUCGUCGGAUGCGAAUCACUCGGAAGGUGUGGUUCUCUCCCAAAGAGUAUCGCAAAGAGCGACAGACAGUGACCAUCGAUGUCCGCAAGGGGUGGAAGUCGGGCACCAGAAUCACGUUCGCAGAGCACGGGAACCAACGCCUGUACGAUCCCUCAGCGGUCGCCGAAGACAUUGUGUUUGUCAUUAGAGACAAAGCGGACAAACAGUUCAAACGAGAAGGCAUUCAUAUCGUAUACACCGUCCGAUUGAGUCUUAAGGAAGCCAUAGAUAAUAGUGGUAUACAAGUGCCUACUCUGGAGGACCGGUCGCUUAACGUACAGUUAGACAGACAGCAGCUCAUGGAGUUGUACGCUAACACUGAGGUGUAUAUCAGGAAAGUUGGUUUAGGACUUCCCGUUCCCAAUAAUGUGCUCACCAGAGGUGAUCUCACCAGUUCUGGUAAUAGUCGUGGUAAACAUGUUGAGCACUCGCUGUACGUAUCGCUCAAAGAAGUCCUCCACGGCUGGAGACGACACAUGAAAAUCGCUCGUAAGGUGUGGUUCUCUCCCAAACAGUACCGCAAAAUGUUUCAAACGGUGACCAUCGAUGUCCGUAAGGGCUGGCAGUCUGGCACCAGAAUCACGUUCACAAAGCACGGCGACGAGCGUCUGUACAACCCCUCAUGGGUUGCCGAAGACAUUGUGUUUGUCAUUAGAGACAAAGCGGACAAACAGUUCAAACGGGACGGCAUUCAUAUCGUAUACACCGUCCAAUUGAGUCGUAAGGAAGACUAUAUUUAUUGUCCGAUAUCUGUGCCAACUCUGGAGGACAGACAGCGCCGGUGGUUCACCAUAACGUUGGACAGACAGCAGAUCAAUGAAUUGUACGCUAAGAACGAGUUGUGUAUCAGGAAAGUUGGUUUAGGGCUUCCGGACCACAAGAAUGUGCUCACUAAAGGGGAUCUCAUUAUAAAAUGUCAAUUGAGAUCAUAA